GCAACAGGGGCUUUCAGUACGAUUAUGUCGCAUUCACUCGCGUGGAUCAUGCCUGGACAGCUUCACAUCCGAGCGUGACCUUGUUGGAUGCGAGCAGGUGCCCUGGCCUUCCGACGAUCUGGUCCCUCGACUCUCAUGAGUACUCCGGGAUCAACGACCGAUACCUCCUCAUGGAGAGAGCCGGGGCGCCGGUGAUGGAAGCGUUCGUGGAGACCCUGAACUCAUGGAAGCUCCUUGAGGAGGUGAACCGUUUUGCAAGAUUGCGGACUUCGCCUGCUGCCUCGCAGCCCCUGAAUUACGAGCGCUUCUUGCUUCAGAUGCUGCGAUCUGCUGGCCUCUGCAUCCGAUACAUGACCUCGGUGGCCGACCACCUUGCAUGGCCGGAUCGACUUUCCUUCCUCUUUGCAGAAGUCUGGCAUCAAGGAGGCACCUGGGAGGUGAGCCAGGAACCGUAUCUGCGGGUGACUGGCUGUGAACACGUACCGGCGUAUUGUUGCCGCCCGGACUUGCUGGAAUUUGGCGGAGAUCUUUGGUGUCUCCACGGUUUGUGGCGGCGCCAUGGGAAAUGUCGCCGUCAGCGGGGUAAGCUGGGCCUGCCAAAAUAUCCAGGUGAUUAUGUUCACGAGCGGGAGCGCAUUGUGGACACGCACUGCAGUGGGGCCCAGAACUUUGUCAGGACGUGUUGCCAGCAGCCCCAGCACGUGAGUCUGAAGCUUCGGCCCUCCGAGCAGCAGCUCCGAAGCUGGCGAGAGCUCGCCUCCAAAGAUGCCGAGGGCCUGGAAGAGAGGUGGCAUUGCCUUCAUGCACGGGACAGGGAGUGGAGGGCCCUUCGGCCUCCUUGGCAGUUGAUCGGCCUAGCGCAGUGCUACGAUCUCGGGAUGCUGACGUGA
This is a messenger RNA of Symbiodinium necroappetens, 890 nucleotides long. Lineage: Eukaryota; Dinophyceae; Suessiales; Symbiodiniaceae. The record is from the annotation of a GenBank genome assembly.